Molecule: messenger RNA, 1348 nt
Organism: Arabidopsis arenosa
Lineage: Eukaryota; Viridiplantae; Streptophyta; Magnoliopsida; Brassicales; Brassicaceae
Source: the annotation of a GenBank genome assembly
AAAAUACCCUUCUGCCUUCGCAGACCAGGUUUUAGGGGUUUCUCUAGGGUUUACCUUCUCCACGACGAUUUCUCCAAUCUCCGAUCACAAAAUUCAGAAAUCAUUACGCUUUAAUUGAUGCGAAUUCAUCUUCCAUAUCCACCGAAUCAACCACAGAGUAAUCUCACAGAGAGAAAGAGAUUUGAAUAUGGAAGCUCGAGUCGGUGUAGUGGUAGAAGGAGGACAGAGAGCUCUUAAUACAGCCACCGCCACCGCCGUGCAUAACAGUGUUGUUGACGCCGGAAACAGGAAGCUGUUACAGCAACAACCGCAGACGCAGACACAAAGCUGCCAUCAACAUCACCAAUGUAAUAAACAGUCGCUGAAUCAGCAACAAGGGCAUUUCGGCACCGUUGAGCGUCUUCUCGCCGGUGGAAUCGCCGGCGCAUUUAGUAAAACUUGCACCGCUCCUCUUGCUCGCCUCACCAUCUUGUUUCAGAUACAAGGGAUGCAGUCGGAAGCUGCAAUUUUGAGCAGUCCAAAUAUUUGGCAUGAAGCUUCGCGUAUUGUCAAGGAGGAAGGGUUUAGAGCAUUUUGGAAAGGAAACUUGGUUACUGUAGCUCAUCGGCUUCCCUAUGGUGCAGUUAACUUCUAUGCAUAUGAAGAAUACAAGACUUUCUUGCACUCAAAUCCAGUCUUGCAGAGUUAUAAAGGAAAUGCAGGUGUGGACAUUUCUGUGCACUUUGUAAGUGGUGGCUUGGCUGGACUAACAGCUGCUUCAGCUACCUACCCUCUCGAUCUUGUAAGGACACGGCUUUCUGCACAGAGAAAUUCAAUCUAUUAUCAGGGUGUUGGGCAUGCCUUCCGUACCAUUUGCAGAGAAGAGGGAAUUUUGGGUCUAUAUAAAGGACUUGGUGCGACAUUGUUGGGUGUCGGUCCAAGCCUUGCAAUCAGCUUCGCUGCGUAUGAGACUUUUAAAACAUUUUGGCUCUCUCAUAGGCCUAAUGAUUCAAAUGCCGUGGUUAGUCUUGGUUGUGGCAGUCUCUCCGGAAUUGUUUCCUCGACAGCGACAUUCCCAUUGGACCUGGUGAGAAGAAGAAUGCAGUUGGAAGGAGCUGGUGGGCGAGCGCGAGUGUAUACCACAGGACUCUUUGGAACAUUCAAACACAUAUUUAAGACAGAAGGCAUGAGAGGGCUAUACAGAGGAAUCAUACCAGAAUACUACAAAGUGGUUCCUGGUGUUGGCAUUGCCUUCAUGACAUUCGAGGAAUUGAAGAAGCUCUUAUCGUCUGCCCCUAAUUAAUAACGUCUUAUAUACUUUAGUGUCAGCUGCUUUAUAGAGUUUGGAGAAGAAAAAACAGAAAAUCAU